AUGGCUGCAACUUCUCGAGCCGCCUCCCUCCUCCUCCCGCUGCUCCUCCUCCUCCUCGCGGCGUCCGCGUCUGCUGCUGCGCGCCGCCCGCCUCCAACCAAGGCGCAGAUCAAGGCGGAGGUGUCGCGGAUGGCAAAGCGGCUGCUGCAGCGCUACCCGCAGUACUCCAAGUUCUCCAAGGACUUCAACAAAUACGUCAACCUCGCGAUUCUGCUCCCUGCCUCUUCCUCCCUGCUCCCUCCUCCCUGCCUCCUCCUCCCGGCCUCUUCCUCCCUCGCUCAUCCUCCCUGCAUUAUUCUCCCUGUCUCAUUCUCCCUGUACCAUUGCUUCCUAUCGUUUCAGUGCUUUCAUCCUGCACUUGUCCCUAUGGUUUGUCUUCCUGCUUUCCCUCCGUUUCUUCCCCUUUCGUCUGCCCUCCAGUCACUGAAACCUACUCCCUCAUUCCUUUCUGUCCAAUCUCAUUUUUUAUCCCAACCCCUCCCGUUUCCCCUGUCCUUUCCAGUGAACUCCAAGUACAACUUUUCAGCACUCGCUGACGCCACCCUCCUCAUUCCCAGCAACACAGCAGCAGAGGCGCUUUCCAAGAGGCUUCCUCUCACAACCAAGAACAUUCCCAGGGCCUACAACGUCACAGCCUAUCACAUCGUCGCGAAACGUUUCAUCCUGCCCAAGAUCAAGGCCAUGCGGGCAGGCCAGGCGCUGCCAACUCAGCUGCGGCAGGCUCUCUACAAGCUGACGGGCAGGAACGGCAAUGUGCCUCGCGACGUGCCCUUCCUCAUGCGGCUGCUCGUCGCAUGGGUCACGUUCUACUACAGCAUCUUCAUGGACGCCGUCUCCAGAUCUGUCGGCGGCUUGCUGGAGGCGAACGUGUUCACCGAGGAAGUGUCCUCGGCUUCUAGCUCGCGUGGCUCCAACCUCACCGCCGAGCGGAAAAGGAGGUCAGGGCUUCGCCGGCGCAGGUACCAGCUGCUGCUAGAGGACCUGGAAGGCAUGGGGGAGGAAGAAUUCAGGGAUUUGUUUCGCAUCAACCGCGCAAUUCUUGACUACAUUGUCAACGGGAUGGCGCACUACAUGCAGCCCUACGUUGACAGAUACUUGAUCACGCACGAGGUGGCAUGCCUUGUGGCUAUCAAAUACCUGGCCAGCGGCAUGUCGUUUCGAGACCUGUCGGCAGUCUUCGGCCUGUCCAAGACGCUGUGCCACACGCUGGUAGAUGCGCUCCUCAUGCACUUCCCGACGGCCUUCAAGCAGCAGUGGGUCCACUUCCCGAGCCGUGACGACCUCGAUGAGAUGGCGGAGGAGUUUCGCGCCAUCAAGGGAGUCCCUGCGGUGGUGGGGGCUAUAGACGGCACACACAUACCCAUGAAGGGGAUGGAGGGGCACAGGCAAGAGUACUACACGCGCAAGUCAUGCUACGCCGUGCAGCUGCAGAUCACAUGCGAUGCUGUGAUUCAGGGAUUUGUUUCGCAUCAACCUGUGGGCGCUUCGACGUAG
Molecule: messenger RNA, 1494 nt
Organism: Closterium sp. Naga37s-1
Lineage: Eukaryota; Viridiplantae; Streptophyta; Zygnematophyceae; Desmidiales; Closteriaceae
Source: the annotation of a GenBank genome assembly